AAACUCAGUAGAAUAAAAAGGAUGAAAUCACUAGAGAAUCUCGUAUUUGCAUUGCAUGAUUUUGAGGCAGUUAGCCCAGAGGAUUUACCAUUAAAACGUGGGGAACAGAUUUUUGUUUUAAAAAAGGACGAGGGAUUUAAUGAUGGGUGGUGGGAGGGUCAGAAUAUGGAAGGCCGAAAGGGCUUAUUCCCAGUUAUAUACACUAUGUCAUAUUCUGAAUUAGUUAAAGUGCUUUUAUUUGAUCCUCUUUCUCCAAAAACUCCAGUAGAAACAACGAAAGAGGUCGACUUAAUGAAAACUACUAUUUCUAAUAUUGAUGAUUUACUAUCAUAUAUUGACCGUAGUGGUUUUAAAAACAUGAGUCUUGAAGAUUCUAGUGUAGAUGUUUUGAGUUGGACUCCACAAGAGGUAGCAUCUUGGAUUGAAUCGAAAGGAUUUGGAUCUGUUGCAGACAAAUUUAUUGAGCAUGAAAUAACAGGGGAUAUUCUGAUUCAAAUGGAUUAUUCGCAUUUAAAAGAGUUAGAUAUCCUUAGUUUUGGAAAAAGAUUUGAAAUUGAACGUGAAAUUAAAUUACUUCGAGAUUCAUUGUCUAUUACUACGGAAAAGCAAAUAAAUGAGAGGAUUCUAAAAGAUGAUACACGAUCUUCUCAAUCUAUGAUUACUGCUAGAAAUUUUCAGUCUGAAAAAUCAGACUAUGCACAAUCUAUGCAUAGUAUUAAUUCAGCGUCAGUUAAACGAAGAUCAUAUGAAAAUAGUUUUUUGCAUAUGAAUAAUGUAUCUAUUGAUCACUCUUAUAGAAGUUCUCGUAAUGGAAUACCAUUAGACGGAAUUGGUGGUGCUGUUUCUAAACAUUCCUUAGACCAGUCAGCUUCUAUAUACGAUCAUAAAAUUGAAAUGCCUAAUGCUUCUGAAUGUUCGGAAUCGUUAAAAUUACAUUCUAGAGAUACUGAAGUUACUGUUAAUAAUAAGAGUUCAUGGAAAGUUACUAACAAAUUGAUUCGUGCGUACAAAAGAAAAUCUAAACCUUACGUUAUGGUUGGUCGUUUACAAAAAAUUGACAAAGGAUUUGAUUAUAAAAAAGCAGCACGACUUUCCAAACAUGUGAAUCAAGAUGUUCUAAAAGCAUGUCCAUAUGGAAAUUAUAGGCAAAUGGAUACUAUAACUAUGUUGAAAGAAAUACAAUCUUAUAACACUGCUUCUAGCAAAACUUUUAAAGUAGAAAAAGACGCUUUAAAAGUACCUUUAAAAAAGCCAAGCAAAGUAUCAAUAGCUAAAAAAUCUUUAUUAAAAAGAGAUCAAAAAGUGCCAACCGCUAUAAAAGAAGGUAUUAGACAUAUUUCAGUACAUGAUGCUAUAAAAGAAGCAGAUCAUUAUGGCUGGAUGCGCAAAAAAACAGAAAGAUAUGGGCAGUGGAAACUUCGGUUUUUUUGUUUGACUGGAACAAGACUCUCUUAUUUUUAUAGUGAAGAUGAUGUUGGAGAAAAGGGAUUAAUCGAUAUUAAUUCUUAUCGAGUGGUUUCAGUGAAUAGUCGGUUUUUCUAUGGAGAAAGGAAGUUUUGUUUUAAAAUUAUUCCUCCUGUUCCUGGUACAGCCAAAGGUAUUAACUUUACGUCGCCUAAAGUUCAUUAUUUUGCGACGGAUACUUUAGAAGAAAUGAAAGAAUGGGUUAGAGCACUUAUAAAAAUUACAAUCGGAAGAGACAAUUCGGUACCUGUCUUAUCAUCUUGUAAAGUUCCGACGAUUUCUCUCAAGGCUGCUAAAGAAAAAAUAAGUGCUAAUAUUUUGAUGAAUGAUAAAUCUGAGCCAGAGUCUUUAAGUGAGAAUCAUUCUAAAAGAACCUCUUAUCAAGAGCAUGCUAUAUCUUCUGGAUUAACUAAAUCCUAUCAUGCCGAAAACGCUCUGGAAGACCCAAAUCCCACUGAGAAUAGUAGUUUUAUAAGUGAUAUAAAAUCUGCAUGGGAAAAUGUUGAAAUUCUUGCUAAUAGUACUCAAGAAUGAUUUAUAAGAAUCCUUUUGAUAUUUUAUAAUCAAUGUUAUUAAC
Pneumocystis murina B123 is the source of this 2041-nucleotide messenger RNA. RefSeq lists its product as hypothetical. Lineage: Eukaryota; Fungi; Ascomycota; Pneumocystomycetes; Pneumocystales; Pneumocystaceae. The transcript has 7 exons. Bases 22 to 1998 code for a protein of 658 amino acids. The record is from RefSeq and is a predicted model, not a curated record. Gene Ontology annotation, molecular function: protein binding. Gene Ontology annotation, cellular component: early endosome; recycling endosome; trans-Golgi network. Gene Ontology annotation, biological process: retrograde transport, endosome to Golgi; receptor recycling; endosome organization.